This is a messenger RNA of Olea europaea var. sylvestris, 2097 nucleotides long. RefSeq names its product adenylyltransferase and sulfurtransferase MOCS3. Gene Ontology annotation, biological process: tRNA wobble position uridine thiolation. The record is from RefSeq and is a predicted model, not a curated record. The transcript is spliced from 10 exons. NCBI's taxonomy places the organism in Eukaryota, Viridiplantae, Streptophyta, Magnoliopsida, Lamiales, Oleaceae. Gene Ontology annotation, molecular function: adenylyltransferase activity; thiosulfate-cyanide sulfurtransferase activity; URM1 activating enzyme activity. Bases 262 to 1680 code for a protein of 472 amino acids. Gene Ontology annotation, cellular component: cytoplasm; cytosol.
AAAGCAAAAAAAAAAAUCACAAAAUAUCAGUCAAUCCUAAAUUCUCAUUUUUCCCAGUGACGUUACUGAAGAACCCUAGCCCUUACUUCUCUAGCCGUGUCUUCCUCGCGUCGUCUCUAGCCUCUCUUACCGUUGAAGUUCUUGUUCACAGUCUCUCUCGCCAUCUCUCUCUCUUCCUCUCAAGCCUCAAGCCUAAGACCUUGCUCAGGGUUUUUGUACUGUCAUAGAUUACCUGAGCGCGUUUCCACUGGCCAUACAUUCAUGGAGGUCAACGGCAAUGGUGUAAUGGUGAAUGAGGCGUCCAAAAUCCAAAGUGAAAUUGAAUCUUUAGAGGCCAAAAAGGCCCAAAUUGAUCUUCGAAUCUCUGCUCUUCGGGCGCAACUCAAUAGUUCAAAUUCUAAUUGUGUAAGAAAAGAACGAGCAACCAAUACCAAUGAUUCACCCUCAACAGGGGUAUCUUCCAAUGGCCAAUUGUCCGCCAAUAUGAUCUAUAGAUACAGCCGGCAUUUGUUGCUUCCUUCUUUUGGAGUUGAAGCGCAGGCCAAUUUGUUGAACUCUUCUGUGUUGGUUAUUGGAGCUGGAGGGUUGGGUUCACCUGCUCUACUGUAUCUCGCAGCAUGUGGUGUUGGUCGUAUGGGUAUUGUCGAUCAUGAUGUGGUGGAACUUAACAAUCUGCAAAGGCAGAUAAUCCAUACUGAAGCAAAUAUUGGACAGUCAAAAGUAGAGUCUGCAGCUGCUGCUUGUCGUGCGAUUAACUCUACCGUCCAAAUAGUGGAGCACAAGGAAGCAUUCUGCAUAUCCAAUGCUUUGGAGAUUAUGAACAAGUAUGACAUAGUUGUAGAUGCAACAGACAACGCUCCUAGUCGCUAUAUGAUAAAUGAUUGCUGUGUUGUGUUGGGAAAGCCUCUAAUAUCUGGAGCUGCACUUGGACUUGAAGGGCAGCUCACAGUUUACAAUUACAAUGGAGGUCCAUGCUAUCGAUGCUUAUUUCCAACUCCACCACCUACAACAGCAUGUCAAAGAUGCGCAGACAGUGGAGUUCUAGGAGUGGUUCCUGGUGUUAUUGGAUGUCUUCAAGCAUUGGAAGCUAUAAAGGUUGCCGCUGCUGUUGGGGAGCCACUUUCAGGGAGAAUGCUUCUCUUUGAUGCACUUUCUGCCCGAAUUCGUGUUGUCAAAAUUAGAGGGAGAUCCUUGCAUUGUGAAGCCUGUGGAGAAAAUGCUAUAAUGACAGCACAGCAAUUUCGUAAUUUUGAUUACGAAAAAUUUACUCAAUCUCCAUUUUCCACGUCUCCAUUGAAGUUAAACCUGCUUUCAGAAGAUGCUAGAAUAACGAGUAAGGAGUACAACGAGAGAAUCCUGAAAGGCGAUGCGCAUGUAUUGGUUGAUGUUCGACCAGCUCAUCACUUCAAGAUUGUUUCACUUCCUAAUUCGAUUAACAUUCCUCUUGGAAAUUUGGAGGGGAGGUUAUCUGAAAUUUCCGCAUCCCUGGAGAGGGAGGAAGGGAACAAGUGUGUUGACACCAGUCGAGGUGCUUCUUUAUACGUAAUCUGCAGAAGAGGUAACGAUUCGCAGAGGGCGGUCGAAUUCCUCCGCAGGAUGGGUUUUACUUCAGCGAAGGAUAUUAUUGGGGGCCUCGAGUCGUGGGCUAAUGAUGUGGAUCCAAAGUUCCCUACUUAUUAGUAUGUUGGUUGCCCUCGAGUCAGUCGAACGUGAAGGUGAUUAUCCAUACUUACAUGUAGUACUUCCUAGGUUUCAACCGGCUGAUCUAGCAAAUUAUACUCCACAGAUUUUGAACAAUUCUUCAUAGCCAACAUGUGCAAUUGUUUUGUUACAAAAUUAAACCAGUAUGUAUGUACAAACCUGCUUUGUGUAUGAAGCCUGCCAGAACAAGGGGGCUGGGUGGGGGUGUUUUUUGGCAAUUUUUUAUUCACGGUGGGUCCCACACGAGAGAGUAACCUGGCCAAAUUCUGUGGAAAAAUUUCUGUACAAAUGGCUUGAGUGAUGUAUUAUAACAGCGAAUAGUCGUUUAAUUUUAUCUAAUACUGUGUAUCCAAUAAUUGAUUCUACCAUUCUUAAUAGAAUAUUUUGUCAGGGAAA